Molecule: messenger RNA, 2325 nt
Organism: Anopheles cruzii
Lineage: Eukaryota; Metazoa; Arthropoda; Insecta; Diptera; Culicidae
Product: glycoprotein-N-acetylgalactosamine 3-beta-galactosyltransferase 1-like
Exons: 4
Coding region: 497-1726 (409 amino acids)
Cellular component (GO): membrane
Molecular function (GO): N-acetylgalactosaminide beta-1,3-galactosyltransferase activity
Source: RefSeq, a predicted model, not a curated record
CGAGCAGAGAAAACGGCAGGAAUAACAAAAUGACAUCCGAAUAGUGAACGAAUGAUAGCGGCACCGUUGACUCCGCUUGGCGAAGACUGAAAUGAUACAGUGGCCGGAGCGGAGGUGAUGUUUAGAAUCGCGUUAGCUCUCUUUUCGAACAGCACGACAGGGAACGUGCCGCCGAGAUUGGUAACGGAAUUGUGCUAGUUUAGUGCUGAAAUAAAUUGUGCGAAAAAACUUAAGCUAUGGAAUUCCUGCCACGCUCCUACUCUACAUUGUAUUUUAUUGAAAAACGAAACUCGCUUGUUAUGCGGGUUAUCGUAAAGUGCAACUGAGUGUUAUCUGUGCAACGGUGCAAAAAUAGUAAUUCAACGAAGGAAUGGUCUUGUAACUUUGUUUCCACCGAACGCUGGAACAAACAUCGGAACCACCGUUCAAACGUAAUUUCCUACUCGAAACAAAACGGUCAUCACGGGCCCCUAAAGCGGAAACUACCCUCAUAACUAUGAAGAUAACCGAUCUUGGGCUUCGGAAUGGCAAUCAGCCGCGAACCUUUAUCACACUUCUCUUCGGCACGGUUCUCGGUUUUAUGUUUGCAACAUUUAUCACGUCUUCGACAGUGCGCCAGCAACCUUGGCUACCAGAGUACUACCAUCAACGUGAAGCGCCGUCAGUUGCCAGCGAUCCGCAUACGGGUCACGAGCUGCGGGACGCUGCCGGUCCCGAGAAGGAAGUUGGCAGCCAUGGGUCCCACGAAGAAGUGCACGCACACGAAAAUUCCUCUCUGGCCCAGCAACUGCAGCGCGAGGUUCGCGUCCUGUGCUGGGUAAUGACAAACCCGAGCAAUCACAAGAAAAAGGCACUGCACGUAAAACGUACCUGGGCGGGUCGUUGUAACAAGAUUUUGUUCAUGAGCUCGGAAAAAGACCCGCUGCUCGACUCAAUUGCGCUGCCCGUGGGCGAAGGGCGUAACAACUUGUGGGCGAAAACGAAGGAAGCCUUCAAGUACAUCUAUCAGCACCAUCUGGACGAUGCCGAUUGGUUCCUAAAAGCGGACGAUGACACCUACGUGGUCGUGGAAAAUCUGCGUUACAUGCUGUACUCGUACUCACCGAGCUUCCCGAUCUACUUUGGCUGCCGUUUCAAACCGUUCGUCAAGCAGGGCUACAUGUCAGGCGGUGCCGGUUAUGUGUUGAGCAAAGAAGCAGUCAAGCGCUUUGUUGAGGAUGCACUGCCUAACCCCCAGUGUCGCCAGGACGCGGAUGGAUCGGAGGAUGUCGAAAUUGGCAAAUGUCUGGAACUGGUGAAGGUUCUGGCCGGUGAUUCGAGGGACGCAGUGGGACGGGGACGGUUUUUCCCAUUCGUGCCGGAGCAUCAUUUAAUACCGAACCAUGUUGGAAAUGAUUUUUGGUACGUCCAAUACGCUUACUACAAAGCGGACGAGGGCCUCGACUGUUGUUCGGACAAUGCCAUCUCAUUUCACUAUGUGUCGCCAAACCAGAUGUACGUACUAGACUAUCUUAUCUACCAUUUGCGGCCAUACGGUAUCGUGGGCCACGCGCAACCUCUGCCAAAGAAGCUCAGCCUGAGUGAUCUAGUACGGGUAGACGAUUUGGGGAAAACAACCACAAAACCAUCAACGGCGCAACAGCAGCAGCAGCAGCAGCAGACCGGGGCUGUUGCGGUCGAUACAACAGAAGAAGCAAAAAGUGACGAAUGGGGAUACCAAAGCUAAUGUACCAAAAAUCUAACUCGAAAAAGCGGAUUGCAACAAGUAGUGCUAAGUACCAAAAACCUAAGAAGGAACUUCACCAACAACGUCAACAAGUAGAGUGAAUUCAUCGGGUCUUGAAGGAUGGCCAGGCCUGGUGAUACUUCGAUUUCACUUGAAAAGAAUGUCAUUUAGUUUUGUAAGCUUAUGCUAAGCUAUCGAUAGUAAGCGACACGCCAAAUCGCGACGUGCGAAGUGGCGCAGGAUUUUGCCACUGGCUCUUUCCUUUCCCUUUUGUUUUAUGUUUGUUUGUGUAUGUCAUGCCUUGGUCUUUUGUGUGAUAUGGAUACUCAAUCUAUUUUUUUCUCUCCAAGUUUGAAGCAGAAUGCAUCCAAGGGAGUCUGUAAUGUUGGCAACAGUGCCAUUACGAAAAAGAACGUAGAAGUAAAAGGCUGAAUUUAGAAGGAAAAUUUCGCAUCACGCAACGUCUAAUUUACUUUGAACAACAACGCUUUACGUUUUAUGUUUUACAAAGUCCGCUGAGGCACAAAGGUUUUAACACAAGCUGAUCGAUUUCACAUCAAAAACUUUUUUACGUUUUAUACUUUACGGACCGUGUGGCC